Molecule: messenger RNA, 1300 nt
Organism: Silurus meridionalis
Lineage: Eukaryota; Metazoa; Chordata; Actinopteri; Siluriformes; Siluridae
Gene: sra1
Product: steroid receptor RNA activator 1
Exons: 5
Coding region: 91-783 (230 amino acids)
Biological process (GO): regulation of transcription by RNA polymerase II
Cellular component (GO): nucleus
Source: RefSeq, a predicted model, not a curated record
CACACCGGAUGUUUCCGGAUGUUCUCACUUUCAGGGGCUUGUGACGGAAUCCGCUUCUCGUCCUGUCUUAUGUUUUUGUGAUCAGCGGCUAUGAGCGACUUUUAUAUUAAACCAGGGAACCAGGAGAGAGGAUGGAAUGACCCUCCGCAGUUUUCAUACGGCUUGCAGACCAACACCACCGGGGGACAGAAGCGGAAUCUUCUCAACAAGAGAGUUCCUCCACCUCAACUCUCAGCUCAGAGUCCCGAUUUGGCGUUACCUUCCUCUUCGGCCUCUAAUUCAAUUCCUCCGAGUCAUUCAGCGCCUCCUCCUGUGGCCGGAUUCACUCCACCUCCUAAGGGUCACGUUUCUUCCUGCGGUGUAGAGGACUUGCCUUCAAAGUCCCACCCUGACUCGACUGUACAACCGGAGAACGAACCCAACCUUAGCGACGUUCAAGAACCACUUGCCUGGUCGCUGAGUGCGUGUCGGCAAACUGUAAAGAAGCAGGUGUGUGAUGACGUUGAGAGGCGACUGAAGAUAUUUGAAGAAAUGUGGAGAAGUGGGAAACUCUCUGUGCCGGUUAAAUGUCGGAUGCACGGACUUUCUCAAGAGCUAAGCAAUAAGAAUUGGGACAAAGCGGAUGAGAUUCACAGAGCCCUGAUGGUCGACUACGUUAAUGAAGUGAGCCAGUGGAUGGUGGGCAUUAAACGUCUUAUUGCGGAAACUCGCAACCUGAGUCCAGAGCUGCUGCACACGGAGGCGACGGCUGAAGGGGAAGCCGCCGCCGAUCCCACGCAAUGAGGCGGUGGUUUUUCCGAGCCGUUCGCAUUACAGGACACUACUGGUUAAACACUUUAAUUAGUUUUUUUCCAGAGCUGCUUUUGGUUACGGGAGGGAGAACUUGUGUUCAUGCUGCAACACUGCAGAGCUCUUUAUACUGUAAUAAUAGUGUUUAAUCUUUUUUUUUUUGCUUUUUUUUUUAUAUUAGUGAUUAUAUGGGCAGGUAGAGAAAAAAAAAAGGACUGAAUUAGGGUAUCAAAUGUGAAGGUUGUUAUGGAUUUUACAGAUAUAGCAUUAUUGUGUAAGUCCAAGCAACCUUUUUGCAAUACAGCAUUACGAGACAAAUGAUGAGAAGUUUACCUUUAUUUCUAUGCAACCAUUUCUUUCAACAUUUUCCGUUUUUUUUUUUUCUUAAAUGUAAUUUUACGUUACAUUCCCUAACCUGAGUGUUGGGGUGGCACGACUGUUCCUUCAGCAUAUUUAAUCCUUUAAUCAACUCGCUGGUUAUGUAAUAUAUAAUUAAAUAACUACACAAAAA